UCUAGUUAGUGAUUUUUCAAUGUAUUCCAGAUGAAAAACCAGUUUGCAUUAAUUAUAUAAAUAAAAAAUGGAUGUGACGAUGCAAGAAGAGAAAUCUCCACAGAACGAUAAAGAAAAAUGGGUUGAAGAGAUGGAAAAUAUGCACAUUGAAUCUGCUAUUAUGAACAGGUUAAUCAUGGACUAUUUGGUAACAGAAGGAUACAAAGAGGCUGCAGAGAAAUUUGAAAUUGAAGCAGGUAUAAGUGCUUCGGAAUGCCUGAAAGGAAUCGAAGGUCGAAUUAAAGUUCGUGAUGCAAUAUUGAAAGGGUGUAUAUCAGAAGCAAUCUCACUCAUCAAUGAUCUGCACCCCGAGCUUUUAGAUGAUGACAGAGUUUUACUUUUCUAUCUGCAGCUUCAGCAGUUAAUUGAACUCAUACGUGAACACAAAACGGAAGAAGCGUUGGAAUUUGCCCAAACAAGUUUAAGUGAACGUGGUGAAGAAAGUCCAGAAUGCCUUGUCGAUAUGGAAAGAGCUUUGGCUUUGCUGGCUUUUGAAAAGCCUGAAGAGUCGCCAUUUUUGGACCUUUUAUGCCCUGCACAAAGGCACAAAGUUUGGAGUCGUGUCAAUGCUGCAAUUAUGGAGUAUGAAAACAAAGAAUCUGUACCUUGCCUAACAAAAUUAAUAAAGCUUCUAAUAUGGUCUGAGUCUCAGCUUGAGGCAAAAGGAGUGCAUUAUCAUAAGAUGAAUGAUAUUUCGAAGGGAGAAGUUUCUUAAAAUUUAGAGUGAAUCAAGAUUAUGAUUUAUGAAACACUUAUACAUUUACAUGUGGGCACUGUUCGGACAUGCAGGUGCUAUUGAUACUUCCCUAUGUUAUAUAAUGAAUUUUCUCAAAUAGGCAAAGCAUCUAUGAAGAACAUCUGUGCAGCUCAUUUUAUUCAUAAAUGUUCUUCAAGUCAAUAUCAACACUCCGCUGCAUUUUACUAAGAACAAUUGUGCGCCAUUAACCAAGGACACUUAAUUGUACAGUUUUAUGAAACCAAGAAUAUACUUGAAGCUUCAUUUAGAAAAGUACGCUUACUUUAUAAACAUGUAUCUUUGCUAUAAAAAUUACC
Molecule: messenger RNA, 1092 nt
Organism: Styela clava
Lineage: Eukaryota; Metazoa; Chordata; Ascidiacea; Stolidobranchia; Styelidae
Product: glucose-induced degradation protein 8 homolog
Molecular function (GO): protein binding
Source: RefSeq, a predicted model, not a curated record